GGCGAAGCAGUCAAUCCCGACCAGCAUUUUUGGUAGUGGUCGGGUCGUUAGACUUUCAGGAGGCAUGAGUUUCUAAACCAUUCCUACCCCUCCCAAUCCCCCAAAGAUGGCCUCCUUGCGCCCCGGCCCGACCGAGGCCAUCUCCGUCUCCAGUGGAUCUUCGUCCACUCCUCAGUAUACGCCUGUCUCCGACCGCUCCGAGAAUGAUGCUUCUCCCAAUCCAAACCGUCCGGCAGCCGGGUCUCUGAGAGUUCAGACGGCCUUCAGCUCAGAUGGGGAGUCGUUUACUGACGACGGGUUCGAUGAAGGAUAUGAUUCCUACGAUGAUGUGCAGCCCCUUUCGAGUAGUAGAAUUAGCAUGUCAAAGUACACGAAAGAGGAAGAAGAUGGAGUCAUCAAGCAAUUCGAUCGCAAAUUGGUCCCUUUUCUAGCACUUCUUUAUCUACUUUCAUUUCUGGAUCGUUCAAACAUUGGAAAUGCUAAAAUCGCCGGUCUCGCAGACGACCUGCAUCUCUCGUCGUCGCAAUAUGAAUGGCUCCUCACGGCCUUCUACAUCACCUACAUUCUCUUCGAAUGGAUGACACUCAUGUACAAACUCGUCCCACCGCACAUCUACAUCGCUCUCUGCGUCUGCGGCUGGGGCCUUGUCGCAUCUCUGCAGUCGCUCGCUACUUCAUUCGGAGCUCUCGUCUUCCUCCGAGCAGCCCUCGGCAUCACCGAAGCAGCAUUCGGCCCUGGAGUACCCUUCUACCUCUCACUCUUCUACAAGCGCGAAGAGCUCGCCUUCCGAAACGGCCUCUUCAUCUCCGCUGCUCCCCUGGCCUCAUCCUUCGCCAGCAGCCUCGCCUGGAUCAUCGUCCGCGUGAGCGACAACGGCCCAAUUGCCCCCUGGCGCACCCUCUUCCUAGUCGAAGGGUUCCCCAGCAUCGUCGUCGCCGUCUUCGCCUGGAUGCUCAUCCCCGAUACACCAGGGAGCGCCUCAUUCCUGAACCCCCGACAGCGCGCCAUCGCGCAGCUGCGCAUGGACGAGCUCAAACCCAACCACAAACCACACCAGCAGCAAUCGCCGCAGCGCAAAACCUUCAACUGGAGAGAAGUCAAGAAGACACUUACCGAUCCCAAAUCCUAUAUCACAGCCUUCAUGUUCUUCGCCUGCAACGUCGCCUUCAGCUCCAUGCCCGUCUUCCUCCCCACCAUCAUACAAGAGUAAA
Aspergillus costaricaensis CBS 115574 is the source of this 1211-nucleotide messenger RNA. Its product is annotated as MFS general substrate transporter. The transcript is spliced from 3 exons. Lineage: Eukaryota; Fungi; Ascomycota; Eurotiomycetes; Eurotiales; Aspergillaceae. Gene Ontology annotation, biological process: transmembrane transport. The record is from RefSeq and is a predicted model, not a curated record. Gene Ontology annotation, molecular function: transmembrane transporter activity. Gene Ontology annotation, cellular component: membrane. The coding region runs from base 107 to 1210 and encodes 367 amino acids.